UGUGUAAUAUUUUUAUGUUAUAGUUUAUUAUAAUUAUGUUUUUCAUAUGAAUACCAAUGACAAAACCAACCGAAGUAAGCUGAAUCUACUUAUCACUGAAAAAGAGCAGGAAUGGAGGGUUUUGUUGCAGCAACAAAUGGAAUCGUUAACAAAGGAAUUGGCUGAGAAGGACGAGAAAGUGAAUCUUGAAAAGCUGCGUUUUCGAAAAUUAAAAGAGGAUUUUGAAUACAACUUGAAUUUAUUGGCAGAGCGUGACAAAGAACUGGCACGCUAUGAUGAACUUUUUCAGCAGUUAAAAGCGCGUGAUUUGUUUCGUGAAGCGGAAGUUAGCGAGAUGAAAAUAAAAGUGGCGGAUGCUGAGUCAAAGUAUAAACAAUUGGAGAUGGAACAUGUUGAAACACAGAAACAUUAUCAGUGGAGGUUAAAAGAAUACCAGAAUGAAAUGAAUAAUUAUAUGUCAAAAAAAAAUUCUGAAGUUGAAGUUGAAAGAAAUGAAUAUCAGGACUUAAAGCGGAAACUUCAACAAGAACUCAGAGAAGUCGAAGAUAAUAACAGUUAUGAAAAGCAAAUGGCGAUGAAUGAACUCAAUGAUAAAUUCAAGCAGAGAGAGCAAGAAUAUCAACUCAAUUUAGAUAAAAAGGAUACUGAAGUACAUUCCUAUCAACUUAAGGUUAAAAUGCUGUCCAAGGAACUUGAGAUAGUUCAAGCAGCUAGUACACAAGCAGUUGAAAAUCUUGACAGUAACAAAAAAUCAGCCUUGACACUACAAAAGAAAAUGAAAGAGAUGGAGUGGGAAUUAACCGAUGUUAAAAAUAUGAAAGAUAUCGAAAUUCAAGAACUAAGAGUACAACUCAAAGAAUUCGAAAAGCAAGCGUGUAUUAAAGAAGAGGAGUAUAAUCGCAAGAUGCAUGAAUUUGAGCGACAUUUGAAUGAGCGAGAAAGUAUCAUGGAAUCUUUGAAAAUAGCCGCAAGUGAGUCUGAAAAUAAAUUACGUAAAGAAGUGGUACUGCUACAACAAAAGCUUGAAGAGAAAGAUAUAAGCCUCAAAAGAUUACAGUGGAAUACUACAGACCAAUUAAAGACAAAAAAUGAUGAGGUUAACAGAUGUAAAGAAGCUGUUUCUGAAUUGGAAUUGAAACUGAAGCAAGAGCACGAAUCAAUCAGUAAAACAAUUGUUGCCCGUGAUUUAGAAGUUGAAACCUUACGUUCCUCUGAGGACCAGUUUCGUCGAGAAAUAGCCAGGCUAAAGGGCGAUGUUGAUAGAUAUAAAAAUGAUUUGGCUGCUGGCAUGGAACGUGAAAAACUUCUCGAGAGCGCAAAGACUCAGUUGGAGAUGGAUUGGAGAAAACGUUUUGAAAAUAAAGAGAGUGAACUGUAUCAAAGAAACGAAGAUUUGAUACGGAACUUAACAAACAGCAAAACAGAGGCGUUAUCUCAAGUGAAACAAAAAGAUGUUGAGCUGGCGCAGAGAGAUCAGCUAAUCAGAUUGUUGCAAGCAGAUAAAAAUAAAGCUGUAAAGUUCUUCGAAAAUAACAAAAUAAAUUACAAAGGCUUGUUUAUGAAUAGUCUAACAGACGAAGAUUCUACAGAAAGUGAUAUGCAAAUGCAAAAUAAACAACUAAAAGAAGUUAUAAAAGAAAUGAGGACGGAAAUGGAAAUGCUGACUCAGCAGAUGAAUAGUCGCACUUCUACUCCGGAUCCACAAAGUAAAUCAAAAAAUACUGAUUACACAAGAGAUCUUGAAAACGAAAUCCAACAACUAAAAACUUCAAAUCGCGAGCUGCGUAAUAAGUUAGAGGAUGUUGCGAAGGAAACUAAGCCACCACAUGGAAGGUCUACGCCAACUCUAUCUGAUCCUGGUGUGAAAAGCCAUGUAAAGGAACUUAAUGAUACCAUAGGGCAUCUACGUAACGAAAAAGUUCAAUUAACUGCGUUAGUUACUUCCAAGCAAGCGAACAUCAAACACUUGAUGGAUAAGAUGGUAACACUUGAACAAGACAAGUCGCAAUUGGAUGUUGUCAUAGAAAGCUUAAAGUAUGACCUGUCUUCAAAAACUAAAACGUACGAUCAAAACGUUCAAUCAAUGAAACAUAGAAUAUCCGAGUUGGAAUUACAACUUCAACAAGCUAGAUCAGAAGCCGGAAUCUACUACAAAAAUGUUGUCGAAAGAAACCUGGAUGCUACUCAAGUCUCCAAUAAGCUGUCACAACUAAAGCUUGAUCAGUUGUCAUGUAAAAAUGUGUCAUCUUUUACUCCAUUACAUAUCAAUGAUGACCCUGGCAAAGAAAAGGUUAAAGAAAAGUUAAAACUGGCAGUAAGUCGCAUAAAAGAACUUACCAGGGAGAGAUCACAGCUUAUCAAUGCUGGAAAUAAACUUCGAGCUGAGCUGGUCAACAUCAAAGAUAGCAAAAAUGAAGUAAAAGAAUCUAAUGGAGUCAAUUUACCUUCACAUUUGGAUCGUGUUGAAAAGACGGAGUACGAAAAAACGACAACCAACCUGCAAACAGCAAAGAAUGAAGUGAAAAACCCAGCAACUCGACAUGUAAUCUCGCCGGUAUCUAUCGACUUGCUUGUUCCGAAGGAAGAUAAUACUGUGCGUAGCGAGGAUACCAUGGUAUCGCUACAACACUCGUCAUCGGAUCAUUCUUCUAUAAAAGAAGUUUGGAAACUACUUGAAAACGAAGACACGAUUUCGACUGCCGGCACUGUUGAUGACGAUGCAAUAGCAGUUGUUGGUGUGAAAGCAGUACCGUUACCAAAGGAAAGCAAACCAAAACCUGUGCUCGCGACAAGAAGAUUUCCACAAAAGAAAAACAAAACUAAAAUACGAAAUUACAACGUUAAAGAUGAUCGUAAAUAGGUUUAUUUUUUCGCUUUGCAUUUACUUUUUUACCCGUUAUAUUUUCCACAUUUUUUGUGACCUGUGCAUUUAGUAUGGUGUUUUUAAGCACUGAGGUGGAGAACAUAUUUAUAUAAAUUAAUGUUGUAUAUAAAAUUAUUGUAAAUAAAUAAAUUAUUUCGCGUGUAACAAACUUUUAAGUAAACUACGGGUAUAACUAUUUUAACUGUUUCAUUCAAUACUGAAACGAAAAAUAAACUGACAUUUUGCCUGAA
Molecule: messenger RNA, 3114 nt
Organism: Hydractinia symbiolongicarpus
Lineage: Eukaryota; Metazoa; Cnidaria; Hydrozoa; Anthoathecata; Hydractiniidae
Product: coiled-coil domain-containing protein 57-like
Exons: 15
Coding region: 47-2860 (937 amino acids)
Source: RefSeq, a predicted model, not a curated record